Messenger RNA from Hibiscus syriacus, 3051 nucleotides. Its product is annotated as sister chromatid cohesion 1 protein 2. Gene Ontology annotation, molecular function: protein binding; chromatin binding. The record is from RefSeq and is a predicted model, not a curated record. Gene Ontology annotation, cellular component: cohesin complex; synaptonemal complex. The transcript is spliced from 12 exons. Gene Ontology annotation, biological process: mitotic sister chromatid cohesion; synaptonemal complex assembly; replication-born double-strand break repair via sister chromatid exchange. NCBI's taxonomy places the organism in Eukaryota, Viridiplantae, Streptophyta, Magnoliopsida, Malvales, Malvaceae. The coding region runs from base 163 to 2964 and encodes 933 amino acids.
AAGAUGUAAUUAAGAGGCUUGCAAGGUACACUGGACGACCGUUUGUUCUUCAAGUAGCCUUUGCUUGGCUCUCUUCGUCUUCCGCUGGGUGCUCGACUUUAUGUAAAUCAAAACACAAAACAUUGAAGAUAAGAAGACGAGGAGAGUGAAUGGUAUAAAGCCAUGUUUAUUUCGAAGUGUCUAGUGUCAAAGAAAGGACCUUUAGGUGCCAUAUGGUUAGCUGCUUUCCUCUUCACAAGGCUCAAGAAAUCUCAAAUCCUUGAGAUUAAUAUCUCCUCUUCUGUCGAUACUAUCUUGCAGAGCCAGCUUGAGAUUCUGGCUUAUAGAGUGUUAGCCUACCUCCUCGUUGGUGUUGUCAGAAUAUAUUCCAAAAAGGUUGAAUAUCUUUUUGAGGACUGCCAAGAAGUGCUGGUUGAGAUAAAUCAGUUUGUGGUUAGAGAAAAAAAUAGAGCAAAGAAGGAGGCCCUGCGUGCAACUUCCUUCUCGAUUACUCGACCUGUGAGUUUUGACUUAGAUGCAUUUGAUCUGGAGGUUCUUGAAGAUACUAGUCGAGACAAUGUGGUUCCUCGUGAAGAAAUAACCCUCAAAGAUGUAGCUUGGGAAAAUGCUGGAAAAAUGCGAUAUUCCCUAGAUCGGAUUGCGGCAUUGGAUGAUGCUUUCUUGAUGGAUUACACUCUAGCUGAAGAUCUUUCACGCCACCAGAUGGACUUUGAGACAGAAGUAAGAACAUUGCAUGGUGUGUGUGACCCGGAAGCAAGUGUAGAAAAGCUUCGAUGUGAUAACUCUUUUCUUGAGGAGAUUUCACAUAUUAAAACAGUUGGUGGGGUAGAGGAAGAGCCUCAGAACCUUGUCAAUGAAAAUGAAAGAGAGCGUGUAGAGGUUCCUGACAUGGCAGGUUUGGUGAACCAAGUAGGCCAAGAGGCAAAUAGAGAGAAAUACAAUGAUAGAUUAUUGUCGGAAAAAUGGGCAAUCCUUCAUACUGAAGCUCGGGAAGAUUCUCCAGUUCCUCAUAAACUUGAACCACUUGCUGAAGAUCAAACUAAUAGGGAGUUAAUAAAGGGUCCAGACCAAUUAGAAUCAGAAAAUGAAAUGAACCAGGCUAUGGAGGAAGAUUACGAAAGCGUCCUGGAAGCAAGUGCAGAGCUUCCAGACAUUUCUGGCUCAGUAAGUAUGGAGAAGUGCAGUGAUAGGUUCACUUCUGAACGAGCAAACCUUUGUAAUGAGGCUGAAGAGGAACCUCUAAGACCUGCUGAAUCACUUGUUGAAGAUCAAGGUAACAGGGAAAAGAUGAAGGAUUUGAGUUUGCUGCAAUAUGAAAAUGAAGUGCACCGGGUUAUUCAGGAAGAUCAUGUAAGCAUGGAAGCAAGUGUAGAGGUCCCGGGCCUUGUAGACUCAGAAAUUCACAUAAGAAGAGAAUCGAGCAGAGAGAAUAAUAUCGAUGAACUCUGUCAAGAAGAAUGUUUGAAUCUUAUUGUUCAGGUUGAGGAGAAAUCUCCAGGUCUCGUCAAACCUGUUGGUGAAGAAGAAACUAACAGAGACAUGAAGGGUUCGUAUAGGGUGCAACCAGAAAAUGAAAUACACCAUGUUAUGAAGGAAGAUCAGAACUUUGAAACAAGUACGAAGAAGCUCCAGGCUGAAGAAUUCUUUCACAUGGACAUUCAGGAACCUACCCCACUUGUUAGACCACUUGCUGAAGAGAUUCAUACUGAUGCAGAGCAUGAGAAGUUUCCAGCAAAGAGAACUAAGGAUGGAAAAUGUCAGGCUGCUGCUAAAAAUCGUACAUUGUCAGUUACAUUGGACUCCACUCCUCAAUCCGUGUUGCAAGAUGCUUCAGGAGCCACUACACCACAUUUUAUGCUUAUCCCAACACCUGCUAGAAAGGAACAUUCUCGGUUUUCUAGGAAGAGAAAAUGUGUAUUCGAUGAUGUCAUAGUUUACUCUAAUGACAUAAUGAGGCAAUGGAUAAAAGAUGCAAGUGAUUUGGUCUCUAAACGGGUAAAGGAUGGCCGUACUGCUAUAGGUGCAAAGAAGACUCGUUGGAUUCUCAACCUUCCCCAGAGUUUCUCAGAGCCUUCAGUUCCCUGUAAUUUCACUAUUAGAAAUAUUUCUACAUGGUAUUUCUCUGGUUAUGCUUCUUUGUUAAUCAUAUUCUUGACAGGCACCUUGGAGCUCAAAUCCAUUUACUGUGGAAAGAGGUUGAGACUUCUGGAAUCUAUUAAUAUCACAAAACCUUCAGAUCAUAUGGACACUCCCGAACCUCCUAUGGCUAGUGGAUUCGUUGAGCAAGCAGAAAUUACUCCAAUGAUUGUUGAAAUUAGGGAUCCUCCUGAUAUGCUGAACCUCUCAAAGUCUCCUCCAUUUGAUGAAUCCACGGAGCAUGCUGGAAUUUCUCCACAAACACCCAUUCAGCAGUCAACUUCCCUAAUUGUCGAAGAACGGACAGAAAUUGCUCCGCAAACACCUCUUCUCCACUCUAAAUCAGUGAGGCCUUUUGUGAGCCCAAAGGACCUGAAAUGUAAUAACUUAGGUGGGGUAAGACCAGAGAAUGUGGAUCCUACUCAAAUCAUGGGGAAAGAACCUUCUCUGAAUGAAAUAAUAGAGAGGUCUUCCCUGAACAAGAAUGAAGACCGUAAUCUCGAUCUGGUGAGCAGGGACAUACAUUCAAAUGAAGACAGUAACCAGGAAAAGGAUGGAUGGUCAUCGAGAACCAGAAUGGUGGCAAAGAGACUUCAGAGAAGUUUUCAAGAUCAAAAAAAUAAAGGGGAGGAAGAAAAGGUGAACUUAUCACAGCUUUUGGAAGGAAGAACAAAGAAAGCAAGUGUGAAGGUCUUUUAUGAGAUACUGGUGUUGAAAACUAAAGGACUUGUGGAUGUGCAGCAAGAAGAUGGUUUUGGUGAUAUCAUUGUUCUGAAGUCUUCGAAGUGGGACGAAAGCGUUUUGAUGGAAACCAUGCUAAUCUGUUAGUUAACAGUAGGUUUUAGCAAUUUUAGCUGAUAUUUCCAGUAAUGUAAGUGCCCCUUCUGUAAAUUGCCUAGUUUAGUUAAGUAGCUC